Molecule: messenger RNA, 876 nt
Organism: Paramecium tetraurelia
Lineage: Eukaryota; Ciliophora; Oligohymenophorea; Peniculida; Parameciidae
Exons: 3
Molecular function (GO): phosphatidylinositol binding
Source: RefSeq, a predicted model, not a curated record
AUGUAAGCUCAUCUUCAUGUAUUCACUAAUACCAAUCAUCAUUAGGUCGGAUAAUCACAACCCCAUACCUCAGAGGCUCCAGUCUUACAAUUCUUGGGUAAAUCUAAGAAGCGUAAACGUCGUUCACUUGACACCAACGAUUGGAUUUCUCUUCACGAUUACAAAAUUAAAGGCAAUUCCCAUACCUAAUACCUCAUUAGACUUAAAGUUGAUAAUGUUGUAUGGUCUUUCUGGACUAGAUAUAGCAUGUUAUCUGAGCUCCAUUAAACUCUUGAUGAAGUGACCAAAUCCCAAUUGCCCACGUUCCCAGUUAAACGACUCUUUGGUAAUCUUAACCCAGAUUUCAUCUCAACCAGAAAAGCAUAACUUGAUAUCUAUCUUUAGGUUUUAAACCAAUCUCCUUUAUGUAGGCUCUUUUUAGAGAUUCCUAAGUCCGUGAUUCCAAAGUAUUUCAAGACUUCAUCAGCAAUUCAAAAUAAAAAGCCUUCAAAAAGGCUGACCUUGAUUCCCUUCAUCAAUUUAAAUUGGAUAGUAUUAAUGUUUUUAUUACUUCUCUUAGCAUUUGUUAAUCCCAUCCCUAUUUCAGAUCCAAAUCAACCUGCUUUCCUUAAUAAUCUUGAAAAUCAGGAAAGUAAACCUAUUUAAACUAAGGAAUUAUUCUUAUUGGAAAUUGCGGAUUAUUUUUAAGGAACACCUUUCUAUAAUUUUCUUGACUUAUAAAAUAAAGACAAUGAAACCAAAAGAAUAGUGAUUGCCACUGCUUUGUCAAUUGUUAUGAUAGUCGUUUUGUGCGUGAUUAUCUAAUUUGUCUUAGAUGUAGCCAAACAAUCCAACAUUUAAUUAAGUGUUGAAAAGAAGUCAAACUAAUCUGAUUGA